AUGCCUCGCCGGGGAUUGUUCUCCGUCUUCCUGGAGGCUUUGGGAGAAGCCUCCCGUGAGCUGCACCAGGACCUGGUCAAGCUGGAUGGUUGUGGCGGCUGCUACCCAGAAACGAGCGACUUUGCACGCUGUUGUGGAAGAAGAGACAUGAACAAUGCUUUGGAGAAAGUGAGGGAGUCGAUAGAAGACACGCAGGCCGCUCUGCAUCAGUCGUUUACCAUCAAGAAAGGCCAGCCUGGAAUGCACGUGGAGGAGGUCUACAGCGGACCCGCCCUCCAGGCCCUCAAGAAGUUGGAGGAUGUCGAGCAGGAUCUCUCGGGCGGCUGA
Messenger RNA from Symbiodinium sp. CCMP2592, 327 nucleotides. Lineage: Eukaryota; Dinophyceae; Suessiales; Symbiodiniaceae. The record is from the annotation of a GenBank genome assembly.